AUGGCGCCUCCGGAAGUAGACCCUCUCGAAGAGGAGUAUGUUUCAGAAGAAGACUCCGACUUUGCCCCCGAAGACGAUAACGCGCCAGCAGCAGAGGAAUCUUCAGCUUCUGCCGAUGAAGAUGAAGACGCGAUUACGAAACCGACCGCGAAACGAAAACGCCCUGCCGGUGGCGAUGCAGCAGAAGAUGCCGGUUUCGAAAACUCGGGCGAUGAAGCUAUAAUAUCCAAGGGUCUCAAAAAGAAAAAGAGGAGACAAACAAAAGAAGAUGCCGAGGACGAAGGAGGCGAGGGCGGGCUCAUCAAGACCAGAGCCCAGCGUGCGGUAGAAAAAGCAGUAAAAAGAGCGGCCGUCUCCACCGGCCCGGUAACCAUCGACGUCGAUUCCCUCUGGGCGCAAAUGACCAGCGAGGCCGCCGCACCCCAACCACCAUCACCACCACCAUCACAAGAAAAAAAGCAACAGGAAAAAGAAGCAGGAAAACUACCUAAGGAAACGGCCGCGGAAAAAGACCUCAUCAAAAUCAAACGCACGUAUAAUUUUGCCGGUAAGGUCCACACAGAAGAGAAACUCGUCCAUCGGGAAUCAGCAGAGGCAAAACUCUACCUCGCCGAACAGGCCGGGAGGACGGACACGACCGAAUCAGAAGAACCGACCCGAAAACUCAAAAAGGCUUUCCGGUCCGUGUUUGAGCCGGUGAUGCCGAUUGAUCCGGCGACGGGUCAGAGGAGAAGCGAUCUUAACUUGGGGGUGGCAUCUAGGCUCAAGGCGAGAGAGGCUGCUGCGGCCAAGGCCAAGAAGUUGAAUACUGUCGAGAAGAGCAGGAUGGACUGGGCUGGGUUUGUAGAUAAGGAGGGGAUCAAGGAUGAGCUGGAGCUGGCGGGGAAGAGCAAGGACUCUUAUGCGGCCAGACAGGACUUUUUGGCGAGGAGCGAGGCGUUGAGGGAGGAGGAGGCAAGGAGGGCGAGGAUGGCUGGGAAGGUUUAA
This is a messenger RNA of Podospora anserina S mat+, 987 nucleotides long. RefSeq lists its product as uncharacterized. The transcript is spliced from 2 exons. The record is from RefSeq and is a predicted model, not a curated record. Lineage: Eukaryota; Fungi; Ascomycota; Sordariomycetes; Sordariales; Podosporaceae. Bases 1 to 987 code for a protein of 328 amino acids.